GUGACGCAGACGACAAAGGCCGAUCACAAAGGGAUUUUUGUGACAUUUAUCACUAGUGAAGCAAUAGCCUGUCGUGGAUUGAAUCCAUUCGAAACGUCUGCCUAACUUGGCACUAUCUUUUUUUUAUCGUUGUUUAGUUUGCCAGAGUUUUGUGUGUGUUGUAUUGCGUACUGCGUUCAACCCCAAUCCAAUCGAUCAUCGAAUUCGGCGAGAAAAAUGGGCGAUGACGACAUGGACAAAAAGUGUUGGCCUUUGGAAAAUCGCCAGCUGCACGUGCCACCUCUAAGUGAACUGGCCGAUGUUCUUCGCCAAGGCCUCGAAUCACAUUUCGUCCACGUGACAGUAGAAGUAGUCGACUGCCCAGAUUUGAGCUCACCACCUUUCCACCUGGCUGCACCUGGUUUAGGUGGCGAGCCAUGUUUGGUCGAUUUGGGAGGCGUUCCUUACUUGGUACCGACAGCUCAACGUGAUCGUACCUACGAUCUUGCCGAUUUGCCGGGCCUAAUGAACGUUAAGGGUGGCACGAUUCUGAUGAUUGGAGCGGGAGCCGGGCCUUGGCAACAUCUUAAUACCAAUUGCGAAAUGAUGACUAAUCUGUCGUUAACUCUCGAUGAAGGAAAAAAUAACAUCGUCAACGGUACGCGAUUAGCCACGGUUGAUCCAGCUGGCCAUCGAAUGCUGCAUGUUUUACCGCCCGAACAAACUCGUUGCUCGCUCCUCAACAACCUGUUGAUCUCCCGCGGACUACCCAAUACGCCCGUCCUUCGAAUUCGUUGCCAAAAACGCACCGGGUCGAACAACUUCGUUACGUGCAUGCGAAACACUGUUGCACAGCAUUACGGCGAUAAACCAGUCGGUAUUGGGGGCGUAUUCAUGUUGGAAAAUGGCCAAGCCAGGUUACACAUCAUGCCCGACUUCUCGCCGUGUCCGUUGCAGACGGAUGCCGAUGUGAACAACUGGCUUCACUUCUAUAACGCCACUGGGCCAUUGAUUAACCUUAGCGUUUUCAUCUCUCACGACCCCGGAAUGGAUUUACGAGUCGAGCACACUCAUUGCUUUUCUACUCACGGAGAAGGCGGCCACUACCACGAAGACGUCACUCCCGAACAGGUCGUAUACGAGGGUUACUUUACGCCCGCUGAGCGCCUCUUCCGCAUUGAUCGGCCGUCAGAGACCCACCACGUUGGUCGUGAUUGAUAUCAGGCUAUUCGGAUUUGUAUAACGACGUUGUCGGCCUUAAGACAAAGCUAGUGAAACGCAGAUGGCCGUAACACGUUGUUUUUUUCGUACAAGAAUCGAAAUGGUAUGUUCGUCCUUGGAUACAAUUAGCGAUCGCCUUUCUUUUGUCCUCUGAGGCAUUGCAAUAAAGGGGAAAGUAAUAAUGUAAUAAUGUGUUUUCUAAGGAAAACUAUGAUGGAUUGGAAAAAUAUAUAUAUGUAAAGAACAAAA
Messenger RNA from Daphnia carinata, 1449 nucleotides. Its product is annotated as ester hydrolase C11orf54 homolog. Gene Ontology annotation, cellular component: nucleus. The transcript is spliced from 5 exons. The record is from RefSeq and is a predicted model, not a curated record. Bases 217 to 1197 code for a protein of 326 amino acids. Gene Ontology annotation, molecular function: hydrolase activity, acting on ester bonds; zinc ion binding. Lineage: Eukaryota; Metazoa; Arthropoda; Branchiopoda; Diplostraca; Daphniidae.